GGUGCCUAUGGCAACCACUGUAAACAACGCGCCCUGCCACACCGAGGAGAAGAGCGAACAAAACAGCUAACGUUAUGGCUUUCUGCAACACCGAGUAUUUCGACCAGAUUGGGAAUAUUCAAAAGAGCAUGAACGAACGGGAAAGAUGGAGACAUGAGCUGGAGGAAAAACUGUUCGCCUAUUUAAGAUCAGAAGAAAGAUUGACUAAGUUGAAGUGUGCCAAGAUGCACUGCUAUUACAAGGAGCUGUGUGAGAGAGAGCAGCAAGCAAAGACACGCAACCUUGAGCUUCUUGGGAAUGUGGAGAACUUGGCAUCAAAAAUGAACGAAUUCUCCAUUGAUUGUAGCCGGCUGCUUCAAAAGAGGCUGGAGUGCAAGAAUCACAUUACCAGACUGAAGGAAGACAGGAAGAAAAUGGGGAGCAGGGGGGAAUCGGAAGCAGACGAGGUAAGAGAAAAUUAUCGUGUCAUCUAUGGAAAUUACAGUUCAGUGGGGAAUUUACAAAGCUAUCUGUGUGCCUUUGAUAAAACUGCAGUGCUGUGAUGGGAUCCAAUGGAA
This is a messenger RNA of Carassius auratus (goldfish), 557 nucleotides long. Its product is annotated as centrosomal protein kizuna-like. The transcript is spliced from 4 exons. Gene Ontology annotation, cellular component: centrosome. Bases 75 to 542 code for a protein of 155 amino acids. The record is from RefSeq and is a predicted model, not a curated record. Lineage: Eukaryota; Metazoa; Chordata; Actinopteri; Cypriniformes; Cyprinidae. Gene Ontology annotation, biological process: spindle organization.